CCCCCCCCCCUCUGUUUCCUCCCCGUUGUUUACGUUUAUCCAACAACAUGGAGGACGAUGUGGAAGUUGACAUCGAGGGAGACGAGUUUGACUCCAGCGUCGGGGAGCUGGACGGAGGAGCUUUAGUCCCGGAGCCCUUCAUGCAGUCCGCGUGGAAGAGCAGCGCGGGCACACUGCCAUGGCAACUGGACAGCUCCAUCAGCUCUGAGAACAGGGAGGUGAUCGAGAGGAUGCUGCUGGAGGAACAAUACUACCUGACCGGUGAGGGGCUGCCCAACCAUUGGGACGGCGAUGCAGACAACAAGCCCAAAGUGAAGAAGUCUCCGGCCAAGACGUCGGGCUCCGGCUCCUCUGCUCGCUGGUCCAGACAGGAGAAAGACCUGUUUGAGGAAGGACUGGCUCAGUUCGGUCGACGGUGGACUAAGAUUGCCAAGUUGGUCGGCAGCCGUUCCACUUUUCAGGUCAAGAGUUAUGCCCGACAGUAUUUCAAACACAAGACCACAUCAGAACCCAGAGCUGCAGCUCCCCCUGCAGGCCCCGCGCUGCACUCGCAACCUCCUCAGCCCACCUCCAGCCGAGCGUCCGCUCUGACCAACGCCGUCCGCAUAGAGAACUCCGAUGAAGAGGACGAGGAGGUGGACAUCACCGAUGACCUGAGCGGCGCCGACGAGGACGCCGGCGGCGACAAACCGCGCGGCGAGCUCCGAACCGACCUCGGUGAGCCGGAGCGGCCGGCGGGCGCUGAGAUCCGGGCGGACCCGGAGGAGGAGCAGGGGGAGCCGGGUCCGACCGAGACGGAGGACCGACGCGGCCGCCCCACCGCCCCGCUGAGUCCUCGACCCUCGUCUUCCCUCCCUUCCCCGGAGAAGACUGGCGAGACCGGCCCGGACAACGAGGGAGAGCCCCUCCCUCCAAAGAACCCUCAGGCGGCAGCUCAGAAAGACUCGGAGCAAAUGACUGAGGAAGACCAGAGAGAGUCUGAGAGCCCGGCGCAGACCGGUCGACCGGAAGACGCCUGUAGCGAUGACACAGGUUCUGCUGAUAAGACCGAGCAGAGUCCAGCUGAUGGGCCAGAAGACGAGGAAGAGGAGGAGGAGGAGGAAGAAGAGGAGGAGGAGCUGCUCAGGGCGCCUGAGCAGGAAAUGGAGAUGGACAUGGAGUCCAUCACCGAGGAAGAGAAACAAGCCAUCCCAGAGUUCUUUGAGGGACGUCCGUCCAAGACCCCCGAAAGAUACCUGAAGAUCCGAAACUACAUCCUGGAUCAGUGGCUGAAGAGCAAGCCCCGGUUCCUGAACAAGACGUCGGUCCGGCCCGGGCUGAAGAACUGCGGGGACGUCAACUGCAUCGGGAGGGUCCACACCUACCUGGAGCUCGUCGGCGCCAUCAACUUCAACUGCGAGCAAGCGGUCUACAAUCGGCCGAAGGUGGUGGACCGCUCCAAGCACAAGGAGGGCAGAGACGUCAUCGAGGCCUACCAGCUGGCCCAGAGGCUGCAGAGCAUGCGGACCAGGAAGCGGCGCGUGCGCGACACGUGGGGGAACUGGUGCGACUCUAAAGAUCUGGAGGGGCAGACGUACGAGCACCUCAGCGCGGAGGAGCUGGCCCUGCGGAGAGAGGAGAUGAAGAGGCGGCCGAGGCCCUGCAAGACCUCCAGGUUCAGAGGGUCUUUCGAUCCCUUCCAGUUGAUUCCCUGCAGGACUUUUGGAGAAGAUGUGCAGGAACCAUUCCAGGUUAUCGUGUGCGCAGAGACUCUUCUCAUAAUGGACAUGCAUGCACACGUGUCGCGGGGCGAAGUCAUCGGCCUGCUCGGGGGAACCUUCCACGAGGAGGAGGGCGUGUUAAAGAUCUGUGCGGCCGAGCCGUGCAACAGCGUGAGCACGGGCCUGCAGUGCGAGAUGGACCCGGUGUCUCAGACGCAGGCCUGCGACGUGCUGGCGUCCCUGGGCUUCAGCGUGGUGGGCUGGUACCACUCGCACCCCUCCUUCCACCCCAACCCCUCGGUGCGCGACAUCAACACGCAGGACCAGUUCCAGAGCUACUUCUCCCGCGGCGGAGCCCCCUUCAUCGGGAUGAUCGUGAGCCCCUACGACCCGGCCAACCCCUCCCCCCACUCCCAAACUACCUGCCUGCUGGUGAAAGAGAGCCAGGAGCCCUCAGGCCCACAGAAUCUGCCCUACAGAUUUGACUUCCUGUCAUCACAAGACAUUCCAGACUGGGAACAGACGCUGAGGAGAGCUCAGUGGAUCAUCCACAAAUACUGUCAAUCACCUGGGAGUGUGCAGAUGGACAGAUUCUUCCGGAAAGACUCCCACCUCACCUUUCUGGAGAAGAUGCUGUCGUCUCUGGCCCGGUACCUGGAGCCCCUGCCGGAUGAGGAGGGAGACCCCUUCCUCACCCAGAUCCAGGCCCUCUUCCGGUCCGACUUCAUCGCCCGGCAGCAACCGUCCGACCAGGAAGAGGAAGAGUCUUCGCGCGCCUCACCCGGACCGGCGGACUUGGAUGACUUUGAUCAGCUGAUCGGUGAGGAGAAGCCUCCGGAGGGAGGAAGAGGAGGAGGAGGAGGAGGAGGCUCUGAUCCGGACUCUGACAGCUCGGAGACCAACAGCGGUCCAGUUUUACAUCUGGGCUCCGUGUUGUCGAUCGAACACGACUAUUUACUGUGAUGGACAAUGUAGCGAUAAGCUUUUGUAUCAGUAUUACCAGCUUGCUCAUCUAGUUAUUUUUAACAUUGUAUUGGUAAGUUUAAAAAAAAAAAAAAAGUUGAAUAAGUGCUUUAACCAAAAA
Molecule: messenger RNA, 2784 nt
Organism: Cyclopterus lumpus (lumpfish)
Lineage: Eukaryota; Metazoa; Chordata; Actinopteri; Perciformes; Cyclopteridae
Gene: mysm1
Product: Myb-like, SWIRM and MPN domains 1
Biological process (GO): double-strand break repair
Cellular component (GO): BRISC complex; BRCA1-A complex
Molecular function (GO): polyubiquitin modification-dependent protein binding; metallopeptidase activity
Source: RefSeq, a predicted model, not a curated record